UCUGCGCAGCAUGACUAAUUAAAAUUAAAAACUACACUAAAAACCAAGAACUUAUUGAUUUCUAAGAUGUUUCACAAAGUCUGUGUAAACUUUUUUAUGCCUGGAAGUAUUCCUUAUUCUGCUUUUAGUAUAGGAAAAAGUUCAAACAUAUAUAGUCGGGGGUUCUAUUUACCUCAGCUGAGGAACACGCAGAAGAUGUUCCAUGAACAACACUCAAGUGGAAGGAAAUAUUGCAGUUCUGCCUCUAGCAAUGUGAAAAGUAACUAUCUUGUAAAAGAAUUGAACAUUCCUAUUCCAUAUGGACAUAUUGCUGCAAAAUGUUGGGGAGCUGAAACAGGAAUUCCUGUUUUAGCCCUACAUGGUUGGUUAGAUAAUAGUGGAACAUUUGAUAAGCUCAUCCCAUUGUUGUCCCAGAAUUUUUUUAUUGUUGCCAUUGAUGCUCCAGGGCAUGGCAGGUCUUCUCAUCGACCAUUAGGUUGUGUUUAUACAGAUGUUGGAAUGCUAAUGGAUUUCAAAAGAGUAAUUGAAUACCUCAAUUGGAAUAAAUUUCAUCUAAUGGGACAUAGUCUUGGAGGUGCUCUGGCAUUGAUGUUUACAUCACUUUUUCCCAGUUUAGUUGAAAAGGUUGUGGUACUUGAUAUUGCAAAGCCAACAUCAAGACCAGUGACUUCUUUCCCACAUGAAACAAUAAACGCAAUACAGAAUCAUUUUAAAAAUGAAUCUAAAAUGAAUAAAGACCCACCAGUUUACACGAUUGAGACUGCAGCUCAGCGGCUUAAAGAAGGCAUGUACAAUGAGGUAACGUUAGAGGGCGCAAGAAUUUUAAAUCAAAGAGGCACCCGCGCUUCAAAAUGUGGUAAAGGUGUUGUAUUUAGUCGAGAUAUCAGAUGCAGGACAAUUGAACAGUUUAGCAGGAGAAGUCAUGAAUUUGUGGAACAGUGCAUGUCACAAAUACACACUGAAAUUCUAAUGAUUAUGGCAAAUAAUACCCAUCCUAAUUAUGCGUCAUCUACACCUGAAGUCAUUGAAACAUUUUUCGGCAUAUAUAAGAAAAACAGCAGAAACUUUCAGUUGAAGCAUGUGGAUGGUAAUCAUUUUGUACAUUUAAAUAACCCAGAAAGAAUUGCACCUUUCAUUAAUGAUUUUCUUCUGAAUAAUAAUGAAGUGAAAAUGUCAUCACGAUUGUAGGUUUCAGAGUUAAGACGUACACUUUAGUAAUUUUGAGUUGCUUAAUAUUACAGUCCUCACCAUCUUAGAUAAUUGUAUUCUUCUUGAAAGGUUUGGCUUCAUUAUAGGUGUGAGAUUUUAAAAGCAAGCUAUUUAUUUAAAAUAAUUUUUCCUCCGCUCUGCUACAAUUAAAUUCUAUAAAUUAAACUGAAAAAAAAAUAAGGCCCUUAAAUUCAAUAUUUUAUACCAGCAGUCGGCAACUGGUGAACCGCAGGCUCAGAAGGUCAAAAACUGGAAUGCCAAAAAAGUUUUCAAAAUCUUAAAUACACAAUAAAUUACCUAAAACAAUUUUAUGUAGGCAAUAAUAUGUUUAGGCACAACUUUUAUUACUUUUUCUAGUGUUUUAGAAGUAAUUGCUAGACUGGUUAAAAUUUUUAAAGACUUGUAAAAUACAAAAGGUUUUCUGGAUCUUCGAUCAAAAUUUCAAAACUUUCCAGACCCCUGCUGUAUACAUUUAAAUGCAUUUAUUUAAUAAGUAGGUUAAUCAUAUUUUUUUAAAGCAGCCGUUUCAUCACAUUUUUUAUUUUUUUUAUUGAUUCCAUUCUACUUAAUUUCAUCAGAAUAAGUGAAAAACACUUAGCAUGUGAAAGUUGAAUACAGCAGUUUGAGAAAAUCACAGUACUGAUGAUGCUUCUCAUUAGCUGUAUUUUGGCAUAUUGUUAUAUCUUUUCAGCAUUUUUCCAACACAUAAAUGUUCAUUUAUUGCUGACAAAAUUUCAACUGAUCGUUUGACAAAACAGUUUUUUGAAUUCUCAAAAAAAAAAAAAAAAAAAGUUUUUCAAAGAAUCCUGUUCUGAAUUUGCUUGUCUUUCUUUUACUUGGUUAUCUUCCCCUCAGAGGGGAAAGGAGUAAGGAAUCUUGUGGAAUGGUGAAACAAGGAUGGGAUAUAAUUCGGAUAAGAAAAGGUGAGGCAUUGGAACUCAUAGAGCUUUUCAAAUUGAAAAGCUCUUCAUGACCUUGUCUUAUUUCAUACAUUGAAUUAAAACAUUAAAAAUUUAAUUUUUUAAACUGCCAGUACUAAUUUUGUCGAGCAGUGUUUUUGUAAUGAUUUCUUAUUGAUUUAAAUCAGUUCUUUCAAAUUUGAUUUUAAUGAACUGUUGAUUUUAUUAGUGGUGGGAAAUAAAUUGAGUGUAUAAAUUGCAUUUUUGAUAAUUAAACCAUAAGCCAGAAUUUAUAUCAGUGUCAUGAAACAAUCAUGAAACUUGAAUUUCAGUGGUAAUUCAAGUGGUUCAGUUAUUGUGCAAUCUGAUUAGCAUUAUAAUGGAUGUUUUUUUUUCUCCUUCGACCUCCUUUUUCAGAUUUCAAUCAGGCUGUUGAAUAGAUUGUAAAUUAUUUAUCCAAAUUUUACUUGUAUCACCUCAAAAAGCAAUUUCUUACUGAAUUAAAAUCAUCCUUAAAUCUUUAUUGGAGUUAGUUUUAUUUCCACAUGUAUUCAUUAUUUAUUCAUAUGUGAUUUGAAUGUGAUAUGUCUUUCAAAAGAGUAUUAAUUAAAAAAAAAAAAAAUACAUCAGUUGAUGUUUUUAUAAACGUUUGCUGCAUUUGAAAAAUUAUUGUCCUCAUUUUUAUAUAGCUUAACCGGUGAUUUUCAUUCCAUGUAAUAUGUCAUGCUUAUUGAUCAUUUUGAAAGUAUACAUUUGUAAAUGUAGAUAAUCUGUUAAGAGUAAAAUA
Uloborus diversus is the source of this 2895-nucleotide messenger RNA. RefSeq names its product serine hydrolase-like protein 2. The record is from RefSeq and is a predicted model, not a curated record. The coding region runs from base 67 to 1188 and encodes 373 amino acids. The transcript has 2 exons. Lineage: Eukaryota; Metazoa; Arthropoda; Arachnida; Araneae; Uloboridae.